Molecule: messenger RNA, 1032 nt
Organism: Phaedon cochleariae (mustard beetle)
Lineage: Eukaryota; Metazoa; Arthropoda; Insecta; Coleoptera; Chrysomelidae
Source: the annotation of a GenBank genome assembly
AUGUCUCAGAUCAGUGUGGUGCAUUACAACUCGCCCCAUAACCACCUAAACGUCCUACAAAACACAGUGACCAACAAACAGAGUGACAGGCAGAUCAUAGUAUUGCGCAAACCUCAGCAAACUUACAUUACCCCAGAAACUACCGCCAAAGACGACAUCCUCAUCGCUAACACAGCUAGAAAGAAACACAAGACAGAAAAAGAUCCUAAACCCAACCUGCAACCAGUAUCAGUAGCUAGACGUAACGCUAGAGAACGCAAUCGGGUCAAACAAGUCAACGAUGGCUUCGCUACUUUAAGACAGCACAUCCCCAAUUUCAUCGCAGCAGCUUUCGAAAAUACCAGCGGCAGAGGAGGUAACAAGAAACUGAGUAAAGUAGAAACCCUUCGUAUGGCUGUCGAGUACAUAAGAAGCCUGGAACACAUCCUAGCUAUGGACACAGACAACGCAGACAUCUCAGAGUCUCUGUAUCGCUCACCUAGUUCUUCCAUCUCCCCCAGUAGCUCCCAACAAAACGCCACUUUCUCUUACAUACUGUCCACUGAAGAUGACGAUGAUAUGUCUUCUGACAUAUCACCACCGCCGCAGCAGUUCAUCAAGCUGGAUGCUACCAACACCUACCACUUAAUCCCCAACGUGCAUUACGAAAAUGCGGAGAACUUGGAUCCCAUGUCUGUUGAUGAGGACAUUCUCUCUGAUCCCAGCCUGCUGGAUCACAACAUCGAGUUCGACAGCCAGGAGCUGUCUUACUUGAACAACGUCCAUACUACAGCGUCUCUGUCUCCGGGUUUUCAAAGUGAGAGCUCUAUGUCUCCGGGUUCUGUGGAGAGGAGUACUCAAGGGUAUUUCAUUCCUGUGUUUGAUAGUCCGCAGGGUAGGUUGAGCCCGACGAUGAAGGUAGAGAUAAAGUCUGAAGUGGAUGAGUUUCCCGUUAUUUCGCUCAAGAAUGAUGAUGAGCUGCCUAGCGAGCCCAAAUGUAAUAUUGUUGAUGUACUGCAUUGGUGGGACCAGCAGCAGAACACUGGGAGCUGA